AUGCAAGCAAUAACCUUCCAGCAACCAUUCAAAGUAUUAGUAAAAACCGUCCCUAUUCCAAAAAUUAUACAAGAUACUGAUGUUAUUGUAAAAAUUUGUGUUAGUGGAUUAUGUGGAUCUGAUUUACACGGAAAUGAUGUUGGAAAUGAAAAAGAUACGAUAAUGGGUCAUGAAUUUAUGGGAAUUGUUAACGAAGUUGGAAGUAAAGUUAAUGAUUUUAAAGUUGGUGAUAGAGUUUUGUCACCUUUUACUACUUGCUGUCAAUUAUUUGGAUGGAUUGAAAAUGGUUAUGGAAUUCAUGGAGGUCAGGCAGAAUACGUUCGUGUUCCAUUAGCUUCUUCAACUCUUGUCAAAAUUCCAGAUGAAAUUUCUGAUAAUACAGCACUAUUACUUGGUGAUGUAAUAAGUACCGGUUAUUUUUGUGCUGAAAAUGGAUUGAAUGAAUUAGCACCUCAAUUAUCCUAUCUAAAACAAUACAAGUUGGAUUAUCAAAAAAAAGAUGAAUAUGAUGAUAUUGUGGUGGUAGUUGUCGGAUGUGGACCAGUUGGAUUGAUGUCUAUUGCAUCUGCAAUUUGUUUGGGUGUUAAGAAUAUAUUUUCAAUUGAUAGUAUUCAAGAAAGAUUAGAACUUGCAAAAGAUUUUGGUGCAACGCCGAUUCAUUUAAUUGAGGAUGAUCCGAUCGAAAGGAUUAAAGAGAUUACUAAUGGGAGAGGUGCUGAUAUUGUUCUGGAGGUCGUAGGUAAUUCAUCAGCACUUGAUUUGUCAUUUAAAUUACUUAGACGUGCUGGUGUAUUAUCAAGUGUCGGAUUGAAUAAUUCAAAUAUGUUUCCAUUUAGUCCUAAGGACGGUUACAACAAAAACAUAAAAUAUAUAUCCGGACGUUGUCCAGCUCGUCAAAUUUUAGCAAAAACCAUUCCAUUAGUAUUAUCAAAGAAAUUUAAUUUUGAAAAAAUUAUUACACACGAAAUGAAAUUAAGUGAUGGUGAGAAAGCUUAUGAAAUUUUUGAAAAAAAACUGGAUAAAUGUGUUAAGGUUGUUUUUAAAAAUAAUAAUUGA
Cetraspora pellucida is the source of this 1056-nucleotide messenger RNA. Lineage: Eukaryota; Fungi; Glomeromycota; Glomeromycetes; Diversisporales; Gigasporaceae. The record is from the annotation of a GenBank genome assembly.